UCUGCCUGGGUUUCCUUUAUGAUCCCGGGAUCUCCCACUUCCCUCACCAGACAUCAGCCCUCCACGCAGGCGAACACAACCCCUCUCUGCCCCUCUCUCUCCCUGCAGCUGCAACCCAUCCGGAGACCGCGGCGAGACCACAACAAACACCCGGACCUGAGACGCUGGUGGCCCCUUAUCCACACCGAGUAACACCCACAAAAGGAUCCCGGCAGGAGCAACGCACCAACCGCUGCAGAUUGCACCCGCAAAAAAAAAAAAAAAACGGAACUACGGCUUUAUUGCGCAUUUAAAGCCACUUUUAUCUACUUUUUUUUCUCUCCAAAUCAACGCUGGUGAUCCUCCGUCGUGCCACCAUGUCCGAGGUGCUGCCAUACAACGAGGGGAAAAUGAGCGGCUACGGGGCGGACAGCGAGGUCAGCCAGAUGUCCUUUAGUUGCGGACUGCAGGACUCGAGCGCCUUUUACGCUGCGUCGCAGGCGAAAAGACCCCCAAAGCUGGGACAGAUCGGCCGAGCCAAGCGAGUGGUCAUCGAGGACGACCGGAUAGACGAGGUCCUGAAGGGGAUGACAGACAAGUCUUCACCCGGCGUUUAAACGUGACCCGACGCCUUGCGGACUUUUUUUCAUUUUGAUGACCGAAUUUGAAGCACUUGAAGCGGCUGUGCAUGUUCGAGGACUGCGGGAGAAAAGCGACGGCACGAAGCGAAGCUGGGGUGACUGACGAAAAGGCAAAAUGGGGGAGGGGGGUGAAGGGGGGGGGGGGGGGGGGGGGGGGGGGGGGGGGGGGGGGGAAUGGAGAAGGCUAAAGGAAGGGAAAUGUGGAAGAAAGUGAUAAAGAAAGAAAGAAGUGGAGAGCUCUGGAAAAGACCAAGACUUAUCAUGGGAUUGCUGGCAAUUCUCCAAAACGAAUCCCGAUUUUCCUGUUGAGAUGGCGGACUCCGAGUCUCAACCUGUGCUUUAAUGAUGGAUGAACUUGUCAUUACUUCAUCUCUUCUUCCUUCCCAACCGCGCUGUAAGCAACACAAUACUGCAAGUGGAGGCGGAUGCUAAAAAUCCCAGCCCUAUUUCAAUGAAUUGUACAGUACAGUAGGUAGGCUAUACCCUCCCUUACCCUCCCCCCAACCCCCUCCCCCCUUUCCUUUAGGCUUGGCUUUGUUGAUCCAGCAAGCGACGGUGCAUUCAAGGGAGCUGUCCUUUCAGCACUGGUCCAAUGCAUUCCUGUUGCUGCUAACCCAACCAUUGAGUCUGCUAUAGAAGAGACCCAUUGUAUGUAAAAAACAUAUAUAUCCGAGGAUGGUGCAAUGUUAAUAUGUUCUGUAGUAGAAGCCCUGUUUGUUUUUGGCCCUUAAAGAGCAUUAGGGUGCAGAUUAAAGCUGAACCACAGGCAACAUUCUUCUUCUUCUUCUUCUUCUUCUUCUUCUUGCGUCACCCAUCGGUGGUGAAAGGUGCAGCUUAGCACCUUCUUGUAGCUGCUUUACACCUGCACAUGUCUCCCCCCCCUCCCUCCCCCCCUCACUAUUUCUUCUAUUUCUAUUUUUUUUUUGCAUUUUCAAAUGCUCAGAUAUCUACAGAGGCCAGCAAAGUUGUGGAGAUUGCAGUAACUGUUGAAAAUAAUCGUCAUGAAAUUGAUUGAAAAAAAUGACAUUUCCAUUAUUCGGUUGUUUCAAUUUUGCAGAUUAUUCGUUGUUUCGUCCUCCACGUGUUUUUUCUCCACCUCUUUGCAUGAACUUUCACUCCGGUGCCAACGCGGGUGCCACUUCUCUUACCUUGGCACGCUUCUUUUUAACAAAAGAAAGUCAUAUUUGUAUUUUUAUAUCUAAAUCUUUGUUAUUUAAAUGAUAUGCUAAGUCUAUCGUCUUACAAUUCAUCAACAAAAAUACUUCUACUUCAGAGAGGAUAUACAGAAUGAGACGAGGCUUCGUGGAGGAAGCUGUGUAAGAUUUCGGUGGACUGGUUUCAUUCUAUAUCAGCGGUCGGGCGUUUUUUAAAGACUAACUGAAUGUGUCUGGGGUUUUUUGCACACAUCAAUGUUAAACUAUUAUUAAGAAAUCGUAUACUGUGACUUGAGCUUCGUUGAUGAAUUUGUUAGAAAAUCGCAGUUUUAGAGUAUAUUGCACUGUUUACGAGUAUCCUCAAAUAACACGCUGUUAUUUGACCGAUUUUGGACAUUACAGUUUUUUUUCAAUUUUUUUUUUCAUUUUGUUUAUUUUGUACCAUUACUUUAUAGAAACUGGAUAUGGUUUGUUGUGCAUGAAACCUUAAUAUUUUCAACAAUGAAACAUCAUUUUACGAAGCAAAAAAAGCAGCAAAAAUGUCAUGACAUUCUAAGAAUGAGUCAUUGUAUAUUAUGAUGCCAUUUUCACUGUAUUUGGUGAAUUAAUAAAUGGUAAAAGGACA
Etheostoma spectabile (orangethroat darter) is the source of this 2399-nucleotide messenger RNA. RefSeq names its product calcium/calmodulin-dependent protein kinase II inhibitor 2a (gene camk2n2a). Gene Ontology annotation, molecular function: protein kinase binding; calcium-dependent protein kinase inhibitor activity. Bases 357 to 596 code for a protein of 79 amino acids. The transcript is spliced from 2 exons. Gene Ontology annotation, biological process: negative regulation of protein kinase activity. Lineage: Eukaryota; Metazoa; Chordata; Actinopteri; Perciformes; Percidae. The record is from RefSeq and is a predicted model, not a curated record.